This is a messenger RNA of Polistes dominula (European paper wasp), 3175 nucleotides long. It is a transcript of the gene AGO3, whose product is annotated as Argonaute 3. NCBI's taxonomy places the organism in Eukaryota, Metazoa, Arthropoda, Insecta, Hymenoptera, Vespidae. The record is from RefSeq and is a predicted model, not a curated record. Gene Ontology annotation, molecular function: protein binding; RNA binding.
GAAGAAAAAAAUUGUAGAUGGCAGUACGGUCAAAAGAUAAAAAUUGUAAUGAAUAGGCGGUAUAUUCUAAAAACAAAGGUUUUCUUCAAACUUUGUGUAUUCUUAUGAGUACAUUAGGACAAGUUCUAUUUACUAUUGAAAGAACGAUUCAUCUAAUCGUAAACUUCUUAAUACGAGAUAAUCGCAAGUAAUAAAACAAUGGCUGAAGAAAAUAAUAAUGAUCGAAUGAAAUAUGGUAUAGGCAGAAGUUCAACGCUUCUGCAAAAGAUAAAACAAAUGGCAAAAAAUGAGCCUAAAGUCUCUAAUUUAUUCGGUGUAUCUAGUUCUACAUACCAUCAAGAGCCGGUUUCAUUGUCGCAGUCGCAAGCAUCGAGCACUGUUUUGCCUAUUAUAAGAGGUGGAAAAUCUUUUCCGUCGACUUUAACACAAAUUGAAAGCAACGUAGAGGAAACCUCAACUACUUUGACUGUGGGUAAAGGAAGAGCAACUUUUAGUUGUCUUAGAAAAAUAGCACCAAUUGGACAGCCCCUUUUGCCGGAACAACAGACCAGAGUACCUUCGAAUAAAACACAGCAAAAUGUUAUAAGACAACCUGCGAUAAUAUAUGAACAAUUAUCUGCUUCUAAUGAUGACACCGGAGUAUUAGGGAAACUGUCACAACUUUCUGUCUAUGAAGCUCCUUCUUCUUCUUCUUCUUCUACAUUAACUACUGAUGUAAACCAAAAAUUACAAGUAAUCAACCGUCAAGGUACAAGCGGAACUACGGUAAAUAUAUAUAGUAAUUACAUCGAUUUAAAACUAGAACCAGGUAGAGGAAUAUAUCAAUAUGAAGUUAAAUUCAAUCCUGAUAUUGAUUCAAUAGCUCUGAGAAGAAAACUUGUAAAUCAGCAUGCAAGGAAACUUGGGAAAGCUUUGAAUUUUGAUGGUUCUCUUUUAUAUUUACCUCAGAAAUUAUCAGAAGAGAAAAUAGUUUAUAAUUCGGAACAUCCACGGGAUGGAUCUUUAGUGACUCUUACAUUUAUUUUUAAAAAGAAAGAAAGCAUAAAUAAAAAUAUCCAAUUUUUAAAUAUUCUUUUUGGACGCAUUUUGAGAGCUCUUAAUUUAGUUCGUAUCGGUAGACAACACUUUAAUCCUUCAAACGCUCAUACUGUACCGCAACAUAAAUUAGAAAUAUGGCCUGGCUAUAUUACAGCUAUUAAUGAACACGAAGGAGGCAUCAAACUUUGCGUCGAUAUAAAACAUCGAGUUUUGCGUACGGAAACAGUUUAUGAUAUUAUGAAGACAAUUUAUAAUAGAAAUCCUACUCGUUACAAAGAUGAAACAACAUGUGAAAUUAUUGGUACUAAUGUUUUAACUCGAUAUAACAAUAAAUCUUAUCGUAUUGAUGACAUAGCAUGGGACAAAAAUCCAACGUAUAAAUUUGAAAGAAAAGGUAAGAUGACGACUAUAAUGGAUUAUUAUAAAAAUCAUUGGAAUAUAGAAAUUAAAGACAAAGAACAACCACUCUUAAUAAAUCAUUCUACAGAAAUGGCACCAUCUGGAGAGUCAUUAGAAAAAUUGACACUUUUAGUACCAGAAUUAUGUUACAUAAGUGGAUUAACAGACAGUAUUAGAUCAGAUUAUAGAAUCAUGAAAGAUCUUCAUCAAAUUACGAAUAUUAAUCCUAACUAUCGCAAUGAUAUAAUAAAAAAGUUUAUACAACAAAUUAAAACAAAUGAUGUAGCACGUGAAAUACUAUCUCCAUGGGGCUUAGAAUUUGAUGACAAUUUAACUAAAUUUAAUGGACGUAUUCUAAUGCCUGAACCUAUAUAUUUUGGUAAUAAUAAAAUAAUUCAAGGAAAACCAAAUGCCGAUUGGAAUAAUGAAUCUACGAAAAAUCCUGUUUUACGUGCUCCCAGUUUGACGAACUGGACAAUAUUUUAUUAUCAAAAAGAUACACCAAAUGUUACGGCAUUCAUAAAAACGGUAAUUAAUAUUUCAUCGCAAUUGGGAUUAAAAAUAAAUAAACCACGUGAAGUUCCUUUACCAAAUGACAGAACUGAAACGUACUGUCGUGAACUUCAUAAACACAUUAAUAAUGAUUUGGAAAUGGUAGUUGUUGUUUUUCCUACCAAUCGUACCGAUCGAUAUUCUGCAAUUAAAAAGUUGUGUUGUGUAGAAAAACCCAUUCCAUCGCAAGUUAUAAUGUCAAGGACCAUUUCUCGUCCCGAUAAAUUAAGAACUAUAACACAAAAAAUAAUGUUACAAAUAAAUUGUAAACUAGGCGGUGCUCUUUGGGCAGUUGAUAUUCCAUUUGAUAAAUGUAUGGUAUGUGGAAUAGAUGUAUUUCAUCCCGAUCAAGGAAGUAGAAAUCGACUAAGUGUAGCUGGAUUUGUAGCUAGUAUGGAUAAAUUAUUAACAUCCUGGCUCAGUAAAAUUUGUCUACACAGAUCUAAUCAAGAAAUAGUAGAUAUGUUACAGAUCUGUUUUAUUUCAGCUAUCGAUGAAUAUAAAAGACGUAACGGAAAUUAUCCAAAUCGUAUUAUUGUUUAUCGUGAUGGUGUUGGUGAUGGACAAAUUCAGGUAAUUACUAAUUAUGAAGUUAAACAAUUAUUGGAAACAUUCACGCGAAUAGAUCCUAAUUACAAACCGCAACUCAGUGUAAUUGUUGUACAAAAGCGAAUUAAUACUCGUUUGUUUUAUGAAGAAAAAGGGAAUUUAAUUAAUCCUGGUAGUGGAACAAUCAUCGAUUCUUUUAUAACAAGAGCAAAUUUUUAUGAUUUUUUCCUUGUACCUCAAAGCAAAAAUUUUGGUACAGUUACACCAACGCAUUAUAUUGUUGCUUACGACGGAUCAAAUAUGAAACCUGAUCACAUGCAACGUUUUACUUAUAAACUUUGUCAUUUAUAUUACAAUUGGGCUGGCACCAUAAAAGUUCCUGCUCCGUGUCAAUAUGCUCAUAAACUUGCAUUCCUUGUUGGACAAAAUAUCCAAAUGGAACCGGAUGAGAAAUUGUGCAAUAAACUCUUUUAUUUGUAAUUCAUGGAUAAUCAAUUAAUGUAUUUACUUUUUCAAUAGACACAAACAGUAUUACAAAUGAUAUAGAAAUAAUACAAAUCAAUAAUGAUUUUAUAUAUAUUUUAUGUUAAAUCGUAGAACAUAUUUUUCGUACAAUUUACAAGACUAGUAGACUAAA